AUGUCAACGCCGCCAAAAUUUCAACUGACACUCGUGUUCAGGCUCACUCUCAGUCCAAUAAGAGCCCAGUCGGAAAUGGCACACCUCGACAACAAUAAGUCAAUUUGGCAAGUCAUGUACAUCAGCUUUUCCUUGUCGGACGCCCAGGCGGCUUGUGAUUAUGUAGAAAAACAGCACCCUGUCAAGGCAAUAAUUGAAGCAGACAUGGAUAUGGUCACUUUGCUCAUCACGGCAUCACAACGAUGUGCCAGCGAUAACCGGCGCUUGGGGAGAGUGGAGCAGAAUGCUGGAGGCCCGGUGGUCUUGGUCUCGGUCGGACUGGGCAGGGUCAGAAUGGUGACGAGCUGGCAGCUGACUGUCUGCAACAGCUUCUCGUCGGUGCCGUCACAUCGGUUUAGCACCCGCCUUGACUGUUGGCUCCACUUGGUCAACAGGCCCAAAAAAGUUGCGGCCAACAGUGUGGAAAUUGUGUGUAAAUGGCGGUGGACGCUUAUCAUUGUUGUCGGUCUUGCACACCUUUUACCCCACGGAUCACCCCAACCGAUUCCCACCCCAUCGAUCUCUGCGCAUUGGACAUCUUCUCACAUUCCUCCAUGUCCUGUCGCAUGCUCUCUCCCACCAUCGCCACACAUCUCACGACAUCUCUUGACGAGUAUUGAGGACACCCCAUGA
Protopolystoma xenopodis is the source of this 672-nucleotide messenger RNA. The record is from the annotation of a GenBank genome assembly. Lineage: Eukaryota; Metazoa; Platyhelminthes; Monogenea; Polystomatidea; Polystomatidae.